AUGCCCCUCAAAUCCGACCUCCAGCUCGACGCGAGCAAGUUCGGCGAGAAGAAAAUCUCCGAACAAACGAAGAAGUUCAACGAUGGGUUGAUAAAGGUGAUGAAUUCCGGACCGAAGUGGUAUGAAGUCGGCGCAGAGAAAUACCGCCAAAUGCGCUGGAACGGCGAGACGCCCAUGCCCAAACCGACCGUCCUCGAAACAGGGAAAAACUCCACCCUCCCCUCCCGAGAAGCAGGUCGAGAUAUCUCCAUUCGAAUCUUCACGCCUGAGAACGGCCCCUCCAAAGGCAUCUUCUACCACAUCCACGGCGGCGGCUGGGUCCUCCAAUCCGAAGCCUACCAAGACCUGCAACUCGCCUACUACGCCAAUAACGCCUCUUUGACCGUCAUCUCCGUCGGGUACCGUCUCGCGCCCGAGCAUCCCUUUCCGCAGGGCAACGAGGACUGCUUCGACGUCGGCGAGUACCUAGUCGACCACGGGGAGAGAGAUUUCGGCGUCCCGCUCUUAUUCAUGGGCGGGGACUCCGCCGGCGGACAUCUCAGCGUCGUGACGACAUAUCAUCUCCUCAAGACGCGGCCGGCGUUUGCGUUCAAGGGCCUGGUGUUGAAUUAUGGGAGUUAUGAUCUGAGUGGGUUUUUGCCGCAGGCGUGGCAUUUCGAGUUGCCGCUCGUGUUGACGGUGGAUAUUAUGCAAAAGUACGUGGCGGCGUAUUGUCCGAAUACGACGCAGGAGCAGAGACGGGAUCCGUGGAUUUCGCCGUUGUUUAUGGACUUGAAUAAGUUGAAGCUCCCUCCUGCCUUGUUCACAUGCGGCACCCUCGAUCCACUCCUGGACGACUCGGUGACGAUGUCCGCGAAGUGGCAGAUCAGCGGCGCUGAGGCGAUUUUGAAGAUAUACCCUGGCGCGCCGCACGGGUUCUCGUUCUUUCCAAUUGGCGGGACUGAGACCACCGAGGAAGGGCUGAAGGAUAUCUGUACCUUCAUGAACGAGAGGAUCUCAUGA
Messenger RNA from Zasmidium cellare ATCC 36951, 1002 nucleotides. RefSeq lists its product as uncharacterized. Gene Ontology annotation, biological process: triglyceride catabolic process. The coding region runs from base 1 to 1002 and encodes 333 amino acids. The transcript is spliced from 6 exons. NCBI's taxonomy places the organism in Eukaryota, Fungi, Ascomycota, Dothideomycetes, Mycosphaerellales, Mycosphaerellaceae. The record is from RefSeq and is a predicted model, not a curated record. Gene Ontology annotation, molecular function: sterol ester esterase activity; triacylglycerol lipase activity. Gene Ontology annotation, cellular component: cytosol.